AUGGAAGAACAAGCUAAAAUAUUAAUGACUUCAGAAUUCUUACAUAGAAAUUUUACUAGUACUGAACUACUUAUGCCUCUUAAAGGUUUCCGGCAAUUUGUGGCUAUAACCUAUUUAGUUUGUAAUUUAAUUGGAUUUAUGGCAAAUUCUUGGGUAUUUUUUGUUGUGGCGCCUUUGCUUUGGUUAGGCCAUGUACGAGUUCCAAAGUCUAUUCUUUUCCAUAUUCUUGCACUUUGUGUAUCUGAUUUGGCUACAAUGUGUGGAAUGGUUCUUCUAAAUUUGGAAAUACUUAACGGAACUUGGCGUUUUGGACUAGCUGGCUGCAGAGCCUAUUUACUUUUUGAUUCCCUAAAUAAAUUUUCUGCCCCAGCAAUUGUUUUGUUAAUUUCUCGUACUUGUUAUUCAAUAAUAUGUUUGGAUAAAGGCCGUUUACGUCAAACAACAAAUAAUAAUAGCGGUGUUAAAACAGCUUUUAUUCAAGUUAUGGUUGCUUUGGCAAUUGUUUUGUGUCUUCUUUGGCCUCUUCUUGUUUACUCUCAAGUCACAGAAAUUGUUGUACGUAUUGAUAGACAUAAACGACAAGAACUGUUUGUUCGUAAAUGUGCCUUUUUACCUCCGCCAAAUGUUGAAUUGCUUUUUAAUAUUGUAGUCAGUAUAACUAGGUGGGUUAAAAUAAAAUAA
Meloidogyne enterolobii is the source of this 681-nucleotide messenger RNA. NCBI's taxonomy places the organism in Eukaryota, Metazoa, Nematoda, Chromadorea, Rhabditida, Meloidogynidae. The record is from the annotation of a GenBank genome assembly.